This is a messenger RNA of Acanthochromis polyacanthus (spiny chromis), 1248 nucleotides long. RefSeq lists its product as uncharacterized. Lineage: Eukaryota; Metazoa; Chordata; Actinopteri; Pomacentridae. Bases 55 to 1038 code for a protein of 327 amino acids. The transcript has 3 exons. The record is from RefSeq and is a predicted model, not a curated record. Gene Ontology annotation, molecular function: protein binding.
ACACCGGUGACAAGCCAAGUGGCGAGACGGAUCUUUGAAACUGCCGCCAAGUGCAUGCCUGAUGUGGACAAAGCCAUGAUUGCCGACUACCUCACCCACAGCACAGCCACGGCGGAGAAACAUUACCACAUGAAACAAGGUGGCUACCUGAUAAGGUCCCUUGAGCUCCUCGACGAGUUGAGAAGGCAUGAUGACAGUGAAGAAGGUCCAUCCAGCCGGGCCCAUCCAAAGUCCCGGAACCCAAGGAUGGACUUUGAGAAAGAAUGGAACAACUUCAGCAGAGAGCAUCCAGUCACAGUGGAUGGGAAGGUGCCCUCCCUCGUACACCGGGCCGCUGUGUCACAAGACAGCCAGAGGAAACUGUAUGAGCGCUGGCUGAAAAAACAGAUGAAGCUUCGGAUACAGCAUGCUGCCGCGCAAUUCCCCCGUCGGCUCCCCACAGAAAGCCGAGUGGCCGGAUGGAUCAGCAAGCAGGGAUGGAAGCGGAACAUCCCAUCUGCGUCAAAGAUCCUUGAAGCAUGGCAACCCACGGGUGACUUCCAGGACAUUCCCACCUCUGCGGCUAUUCGGAAGCUGGUAAGCUCCCAGCGGUGGAAGGGGCUGGUGAUCAGUCACAUCGAGGGAAAAGGAAGAGCAGUACUGACCACCCGCAGUUUCAAAGCAGGCGAAGUAUUAUGCGAUUACCACGGGGAGGUGGUCACUUCUGACCAAACUCAUGCUGCCACCAGCCUAAAGGAGACGGACUUUAUGUUCUUCUAUAAGAACGGGGCUGGUGAGAAAUUCUGCAUUGACGCGCACUUAGACAAGUGCCCCUGCCACCCGGACAGAGAGACCUUCGGCAGACUCAUCAACCACUCCAGAAAGAGACCCAACAUUAGGCCUCAUCUCUUCAGUCUCAAGUUUGAGAGUGGAGAAAGGGACGUGCUGCUUUUCAUGGCUAUAAGGGACAUCAAAGCAGGAGAGGAACUCCUUUUUAAUUAUGGCGUCAACAGAAAAAACUACUGCGGAGAAGGACUGGAUCUUGAAUGGAAUGAUUAAGCUCUCUUCCCUUCCCUUCUCUUGCCCCUCUCCCUUUUUUGUAAAUACUUGUAUUUUGUCUUUUUUACAUUUUUCUAUUUUUUGUAAAUAGUUGCAUUAUCAUUUUUUGCAUUUGUUUAUUUUUGUAAAUACUUGUAUUUUGUCCUUUUUUUCACAUUUUUGUAAUUACUUGUACAUUUUUACUGUUAAUAAACCAACUUGUGAUUCUGA